This is a messenger RNA of Sciurus carolinensis (gray squirrel), 2838 nucleotides long. RefSeq names its product BEN domain-containing protein 5. Lineage: Eukaryota; Metazoa; Chordata; Mammalia; Rodentia; Sciuridae. The record is from RefSeq and is a predicted model, not a curated record. Gene Ontology annotation, biological process: negative regulation of DNA-templated transcription; proteolysis. The transcript is spliced from 13 exons. The coding region runs from base 119 to 1603 and encodes 494 amino acids. Gene Ontology annotation, molecular function: metallocarboxypeptidase activity; zinc ion binding; DNA binding.
CUGGCAACCGUCGUGCGGCGUCUUCCUGAGGGAGCUCCUGUCAGCCCGAGGAUCCCAUCGCCAGCUCCCCGCUGCCCCGCGGAUUUCGCGUGGGCUCGGAGUCUGAGGGACAACAAAAAUGGCGGAGCGGAGCCAGACGGCGCCUGAGGCAGGCAAUGAUAUGGGAAAUGAUGAUGCCAUCGGAGGAAAUGUGAGCAAAUAUGUAGUGCUUCCAACUGGAUACUGUGGACAGCCCAAGAAAGGACAUCUUAUUUUUGAUGCUUGCUUUGAAAGUGGUAACCUUGGCCGGGUGGAGCAGGUCUCCGAGUUCGAGUAUGAUCUGUUCAUUAGGCCAGAUACCUGUAAUCCACGCUUCCGAGUAUGGUUCAACUUUACUGUUGAAAAUGUGAAAGAAUCACAGAGAGUCAUUUUCAACAUUGUUAACUUCAGUAAAACCAAGAGUCUUUAUAGAGAUGGAAUGGCCCCUAUGGUGAAAUCUACCAGCAGACCAAAAUGGCAAAGGCUGCCACCCAAAAAUGUUUAUUACUAUCGCUGCCCAGAUCAUAGAAAGAAUUAUGUGAUGUCCUUCGCAUUCUGUUUUGACCGAGAAGAAGAUAUUUAUCAGUUUGCUUACUGCUACCCAUAUACAUACACUCGCUUCCAGCAUUACCUUGAUAGCCUGCAAAAGAGAAACAUGGAUUACUUCUUUCGGGAGCAGCUGGGCCAGAGCGUGCAACAGCGGCAGCUUGACCUCUUGACAAUUACCAGCCCCGACAAUCUCCGGGAAGGGGCAGAGAAGAAGGUGGUUUUCAUCACAGGACGAGUCCACCCGGGGGAAACACCCUCUUCAUUUGUGUGCCAAGGGAUCAUCGACUUCCUUGUAAGCCAGCACCCUAUUGCCCGUGUCCUACGAGAACACCUGGUCUUCAAGAUUGCACCAAUGCUCAACCCUGACGGGGUCUACCUGGGCAAUUACAGGUGCUCUCUGAUGGGGUUUGACCUGAAUCGUCACUGGCUAGAUCCUUCUCCAUGGGCCCACCCGACCCUACAUGGAGUAAAGCAGCUCAUCAUCCAGAUGUACAACGACCCUAAAACAAGCCUGGAGUUCUACAUUGACAUCCACGCCCACUCCACCAUGAUGAAUGGCUUCAUGUAUGGCAAUAUCUUUGAGGAUGAAGAGCGGUUCCAGAGGCAGGCCAUCUUCCCCAAGCUCCUCUGCCAGAAUGCCGAGGACUUCUCCUACUCCAGCACAUCCUUCAACCGGGAUGCUGUGAAGGCGGGAACUGGCCGGCGCUUCCUGGGAGGUCUCCUGGACCACACUUCCUACUGCUACACCCUGGAGGUGUCCUUCUACAGCUACAUCGUUGGGGGCACCACGGCUGCUGUGCCCUACACUGAAGAAGCCUAUAUGAAGCUGGGGCGGAACGUGGCAAGAACGUUUCUGGAUUAUUACCGGCUGAACCCCCUGGUGGAGAAGGUGGCAGUUCCCAUGCCCAGGCUGCGGAAAGAAAAGUCCCUUCCCUACAAGCACCCAUUCCUGCGGGGCUCAGCCAGCAACUAUCCCAGCGGCAAAGGGGACAAGAAGAGCCCAGUGAACCACAAAGACACUUCAAACCCUUUUUAAAGACUGGAGGCCCCAGAGGUUUUGUGGGGGCAGGAGCAUGCAUUUCCUGCUGGGGCCCUCUUCUCUGGUUUUCAAGACAAGGAUUUAUGGGAUAAUGCAUAGGCUAGAGAAAGAGAAGGGAAAAAAGAGAGAAAUUUCAUCAUUGAUUUUCCCUUCUGCCAGUGGGAAAUCGUUUGUGAGCCUUUAGCUCAAGGGUGAACAAAAUAGGAGACUGGGACCAGACAAACACAGAUGCUAUUUCCCACAACACAGAGAUCCUCACAGGAUGAGGGAAAACCUAUACAUCCCUCUUAAGAGGUUUGACACAUCUCAGGUCAGUUCUUUGGAAGCCCCUUUACCUUUUAAAGUCAUGCAGUUACUAUAGAUGGCUCCCUUUUAAAAUAGGUCACAGGAGUUUACAGCUUUAGAAAUGUAGUGUCUGUAUUUUCUGAUCCAAAACAAUAGCAACAACACAGGCAAUCCAAAGGCAGAUGUACUGUUGGGAACAAUGGGACAGAAUUUUCGAAAUCAUGGUGAUCUUAGAUAUAUGGUCACUGUCUCUCCAAGCUGCAUGCUUUCUGAUUCCCCUGAACCCCAGCAUGCAACUUCACAAAACUGUUCUGUGAGCUCUUUCUCAUCUCCUGUGUAGUUUAAUUGAAACUUAAGCUCUGAAGACAAAAAAUAUUGGUCGUUCAUUCCAAAAGACCGAUCAUGGUUAAGGUCUCCAAGUCCUAGAGACAGGGAUCAAGCCCGACCCCUGGAGAGGUGGGCGCUGAUAAUCUGCACAAGGAAAGGGUAAUUGCCUGAUAAGGGAGAUGCUGAAAACAAAAGCAAUGCACCCCCAGGCAGGUAAGAAUGAUAAAAUCAAACGACAGCAGCAGCAAUUCCCAAGGUGGGACAAGCUAAAUAUUGUUCAUUUUUCUAAAGAGUAAAGUGCCUUUGUAUGAUGAAUGGGUCCAGGGGAGUCUGCUCCCUUCCUGGCUGUGGAAGCAGCAGGCUGAGUCACCAUGACAGUCUGCUAAUUAAAAUGACCUCCCGGAAAUGAGGAUUAGGAGAUAGGGAGAGGAAGGGAGGCUCCAGGGAGGUAGGGCCUUUAGCUCAAAGCAUUCUUUCCAUUUGUGUCAGAGAUUUUUGGAGUUUGUUACAAAAAUGGAGAGCAAAUCUUGUUCUUCUUUCGCAUGUUGGUUUUCAGAAAUGAUAGCAAAGAACCAUAUGUUCGUUGGCUAUAAAUGUUGUGUUGUAUAUACAACUUCUCC